This is a messenger RNA of Malassezia vespertilionis, 531 nucleotides long. Its product is annotated as peroxiredoxin type-2. Gene Ontology annotation, cellular component: mitochondrion; cytoplasm; peroxisome. The transcript is spliced from 2 exons. Bases 1 to 531 code for a protein of 176 amino acids. Gene Ontology annotation, biological process: cellular response to oxidative stress; cell redox homeostasis; hydrogen peroxide catabolic process. Gene Ontology annotation, molecular function: thioredoxin peroxidase activity. The record is from RefSeq and is a predicted model, not a curated record. Lineage: Eukaryota; Fungi; Basidiomycota; Malasseziomycetes; Malasseziales; Malasseziaceae.
AUGUCUAACCCUACUGCGCCUGGUACCACCAUCCCCGACACCAUCAUGGGUGAAAUCCCUUGGUCUCCUGAACUUGACUCGGGCAAAACCUGCGGUGUGCCGCUUACUUUCAAGACCCACGCCGAAUGGAAGGGCAAGAAGAUCGUGGUUGUCUCCAUCCCCGGUGCCUACACCCCCAUCUGCCACCAGCAGCACAUUCCUCCUCUUGUUUCUCGCGCAGAUGAGCUUAAGGCCAAGGGUGUUGAUGCCAUCUAUGUGAUUGCUUCCAACGACGCCUUUGUCAUGAGCGCUUGGGGUGUAUUCAACAACGCAAAGGACAAGGUUCACUUUGUCACUGACAUUGACCUUGCCUUCUCCAAGGCCCUCAACGCUACCAUUGACUUGAGCUUUAAGCACAUGGGUGAGCGCACUGCCCGUUACGCCCUCAUCGUUGACGACCUCAAGGUGGUCGACUUUGGCUCUGACGAGGGUGACACUGGCAAGCUCCAGAACGCCUCUGUGGACACCAUUCUCUCCAAGCUUUCUAAGUAA